AAAAAAAAAACAAUUAUUAAAAAAACUAAAUAAAUUGUGUUCAUUAAAUAAAACAAAAACUUUUUAAAAAAAUAUAUACAAAAUGCAUAACAUUGAAGAUAUGCUAGUGGAAAAAAACUAUUCCAAGUGUCCUUUGAAAAAACGUCCCGUCCACUAUCACUUCGACGAGGAUGAUACUUCAAUAAUUAUGGAUACAAAAAAAUCAAACAACAACAACAUAACAGUGCCUCUCAAAAUGGAUAAUGAUGAGCCCGAAAAUUUAAGCUUGAAAAAGGAUAAUUGUGAAUCGGGGGCAGAAAAACACAUGACUUCCUCGGCCGAAGAAGAAAUGAUCAAUGUCAGUGAUUGCUGUGAAGAUGAGGGUGUCGAUGUUGAUCACACCGACGAUGAUAGUAUGUGUGAUGAUGAAGAUGAAAUGAUCGAUUGUGUGGAUAUUGAGGAUAAUCACAGUGAAGAUACAAAUACAACACAGGCAGCUGCUUUGGCGGCAGCCGCUGCUGUAGCUGCUGCCUCGGCAGCGGUUGUAGUGCCCACACCCACAUAUCCUAAAUAUGGCAUACAGCCCUGGAAUUUCCAUAUGUCUCCUUAUACCGCUGAAUUCUAUCGUACCAUUAAUAAUCCUCAUUUGGCUCAACAAAUUUCCCCCCUCAGAGGAGAACUAUUAUCGCCCAGCUCUCCCUCCGACUCCAUUGGUUCACUGUCUCCACCUCCUCAUCACUACCUGAGUGUACGUGCCAGCUCUGUUUCCCCACCCAUGCGUACAGAUGUCAUACACCGACCCAUUGGUGUAAGACAAAUGCCUUCUCAAUCGCCUCAACACCAGCAUAGAUUCAUGCCUUAUCCUUUGCCUGCCUAUCCAACCCACCAUCAAUCGGCCGUCUCCUAUGCCUUGGGUUAUCCACCACAACAUCAUCAUGCUCCCAUUUCACCAGCAUACUCGGAAUCUUCCUACUAUUCCAUGAGAUCGUUAACACCUGAAUCAUUAGCCUCACCCGUGCCAGAAGAUCUUUCUGUAAAGCCCAACAACUGCCAUAUCAUGAAGACUCCCCAAAAAUUAAAUACCAGCAUAAUCAAAACCGAAAAAAUUGAUAUCUCUCCUAUGGCUCAACAAACAACAACACCAGCUUCAGCUGCCAGUACACCAGCUAAAAAAGAGAAAAAUUGUCCUCCUCGUUAUCAGUGUCCAGAUUGUCAAAAAUCCUAUUCCACCUUCUCAGGACUCACCAAGCAUCAACAGUUCCACUGUCCAGCAGCCGAGGGUAAUCAAGUGAAAAAAUCCUUUAGCUGCAAGGAUUGUGACAAAACCUAUGUAUCUUUGGGAGCUUUAAAAAUGCAUAUACGCACCCACACUCUACCCUGCAAGUGCAACAUUUGUGGUAAAGCCUUCUCGCGGCCAUGGUUGUUACAGGGCCAUAUACGCACUCAUACCGGUGAGAAACCUUUCAGUUGCCAACAUUGUCAUCGUGCCUUUGCUGAUCGCUCCAACUUGAGAGCUCAUUUGCAAACACAUUCCGACAUUAAGAAAUAUUCCUGCACCAAUUGUUCCAAAACUUUCUCUCGCAUGUCUCUGCUAACCAAACAUUCGGAAGGCGGUUGCCAAGGUUCCCUAAACUCUGCAAAUAACUCCAGUAAUUCUUCAAAUGAACUAAACUCUUAUCCUGUCUACAACGAGCAUUAGGACAAUAUUUUGACAAAACUUAUCACAUUUGCCAUAUUACAAAACCACCAAAAAUUAGUUCCUAAAAUCUAAGACAUCUAAAAAAAAAACAUCUCAACUAUUUUUCUACUUUUUACAACACAAACAAAAUUCAAACUGGUGUUAGAUUUUCUUAAAAAAAAAAAUAAAUCACAAAGGCAGAGCCUUUCUUAUUCCUUUUUUUAUAAAUAAAACCAAAACUCUAGUCAGCCUCUUGAAACAAACCACAAAAAAGAAACUAUAACUUUUCCUUGCAUUUAACUUCCUUUAAUUUUUUUGUAGAGUGCCUGUACAAAUGUAUUAUAAUUAAUUAAACUUCUCAAAUUGUAUAUUUUUUGUAAAAAGCAAAAGCAAAACAAACAAAUUAAUUUUGUAAAGUUAUUUUUAAGCUCAAAUUUAUUUUUAAUUAAUUUUUUAUAUGGAAGACAAUGUUUAAAAUUUAAGAUAGAAUAUACACAUACAAUAUAUUUUUUAUAAAAAAUUACAAUUUUUCUCUAUGUAUAAAUGUAGUUUUAGCGCUAUUUUUAUAUACAAAUAUUUUUUAAUUUUAAAUGAAAUGUUUUUUAGUUUUAUAAGAAAUAAUUUAUUUAAAAAACAAAAGUGAAUUUUUAAACAAAUACAAAAAAUAAUAUUUUACAUAAACGAAAA
Molecule: messenger RNA, 2344 nt
Organism: Calliphora vicina (urban bluebottle blowfly)
Lineage: Eukaryota; Metazoa; Arthropoda; Insecta; Diptera; Calliphoridae
Gene: esg
Product: escargot
Exons: 1
Coding region: 83-1678 (531 amino acids)
Biological process (GO): regulation of transcription by RNA polymerase II
Molecular function (GO): RNA polymerase II cis-regulatory region sequence-specific DNA binding; DNA-binding transcription factor activity, RNA polymerase II-specific
Source: RefSeq, a predicted model, not a curated record